GACAUCCUUGUGAUUGAUGUUCCUGAAGAACAAGAUAUACUACUAGGAAUGCCGUGGCUGAAAACAAAAAACCCCGACAUUGAUUGGGUGGAGGAACGCGUGAGGCCGCGAAGCGGUGACCUGUUUACUUGUGGUUAUUAUUCCGUUCAGAGUGGAACAACCAAGUACAUCAGUGGUAAACAGUUCCGACGUAUUCUGAAGAAACCCCGACACAUCGAU
This is a messenger RNA of Phytophthora sojae, 219 nucleotides long. RefSeq lists its product as hypothetical. The record is from RefSeq and is a predicted model, not a curated record. The annotation marks the transcript as partial. Lineage: Eukaryota; Oomycota; Peronosporomycetes; Peronosporales; Peronosporaceae. The transcript is spliced from 2 exons.